Messenger RNA from Gigantopelta aegis, 5170 nucleotides. RefSeq names its product coiled-coil domain-containing protein 105-like. The record is from RefSeq and is a predicted model, not a curated record. NCBI's taxonomy places the organism in Eukaryota, Metazoa, Mollusca, Gastropoda, Neomphalida, Peltospiridae. The transcript is spliced from 6 exons. Bases 117 to 1355 code for a protein of 412 amino acids.
UGGGACAACAUAGGUAAGAACUCGACGGUGAGAAAAUAACUGGAGUCGCUUUUCGAACUUGUGGUCUAAGUACCAAGAUUGUUGGAAGACUUCGUGGGUUUGUAUCAAUAGUUAUAAUGGCUAACAUAGCCAUAGGACCCGAAGGGUGGCGAAAUGCCACCGUAAGAAACGUAAAACUGGCACAGACACUUGCUCAGAAAAGUAAUAAAAGUUCCGAAAUCGGCAAAGCGCUGGAUCCCCUUCCUAACAUGCGAGACACUGUCUGUCAGUUGAGUAAUGACGAAGUCAGACGAUACACGAGAGAUGUUCGAGCAGUUGUCGCCAGAUUGAGAGAAAGUCUUUUGCUCACAAAUGAAGAAAUCAAAUCUUUAACGCGUACCAAAGAGGCUUUGGACACGUUAUUAGAACACUUAAGAAAAGAUUUGAAGGUUAACAAAGACAGCAUGGAAAUAAGAGACUACAGACCUCCACGAGAAAAGGGACAUGAUGGCGCCGAUGAUUUGCUGUGUGCCGAGCGAGCUCAUCUUCUCAACUGUAAGAAGACGCUAGAAGCUCAGCAGAGAAGAGUCCUCCAGCAACUACAGGUCUUGGAUUGUACGAGGAGGAGGCUGUUUGCUGUAGUGCAAGAAAGAUCCAGAGUCCUCGAUCUUUUGUGUCAUUCACUGGCGUCCGUUGAGUUCUACUGUGCAAAGAGUGCUGAAGAGAGAAGGAACCGAGAGGGGCAGACCUGCUCGCCUGAGAAUGAUCUUUUCGGCCCUGGCAAUGCUGACGGUCUGGCUCCUUACACGCCCGAGUGUGACCUUGCCCUCAGUGAUGCAGCCGACGCCCGAGCAAGGUGUGCGUUCCUGCGCCGUGAAUCGAGCCAACUGAUUGACGCCACCGAGAAUCUACAGAGAGCUGCCCACCUGUCUGUCAACGAUGGGCUCACAAAGAAAAUGGCGGAAACAGUUGCACUGAAGCAAAACCUUGGUCUUGUUUUGGGAGAGAACCGCCAUUCUACCUACAAGGCACAGAGAUGGUAUGAUGCCACUGACAGAGCAAGAGGCUACACCUUGGGUCCUAUCAUGAGUAGUGAUAUAGCUGUACCAGAGCGUCUGGACCGACCACUGAUUCGAGUCUUUCAACGCCAUGUUGGCAGUCAGGUUCCUGAAGCACAGCAUAUGAUCAGGGCUGGCGAUGGUCUUCUGCAGUCUCUGACGGCAACCAGUCGAAAUAUUGGCCUGCUUCGCUUGGCACAACAGAAGCUGGACUGUGAUUUGAAAAGCAAGAGCGCUGGUCUGGAGUUUGAUGGAGAUGCACUUCGCUUGCGUCGCAGAAGAGCUGACCACCGCUGGACUCUUGGAAAUGCAUUCUAAGUCUGUACUGGACAUAUACUUUUAAAAAUACUUAGUACAAGAAGGGGCUUGCCAGCUUUCUUAGAAACCAGUCAGUAUUACCAUUAACUUUAUCAUUAAGUCUUUUAAUGGACUUUUUAAUUUGUAUGUCACCAUAAGUAUUGUUAGUUAUUCAGAUGUCUCUGUUCAUUUUGGGACUCAUUAGACUUUUUAGUGUCUGUAUUUUAUUUUUAAAAAGCACUUUUGUUUACAGUAGUAGUAGAUUGCAUAUGAAUCAUUUGUGCACAUUUAUCUGUAUUGCUUUUGUUAAAAUUGGAAAAAGAACAUCACAAUUUUAUGCUUUUAAAAACAAAAGCUAAUGAUGUUGCUAUGUGACCUUUUAGCUUUGUGUUGUUUCUGUUAUAACUGUAGUAAUAAAUGUACAAAUACAGGCUCAAGUUAACAAAACAGGGAGAAAUAUGAUAUCAGCUGGAACUAAUAUACCGUAUAAUAGGCUGCUUAAAUUAUUAGUUUUCAGUUCUAAAAUGUAAAGUGAUGAUUACUGGAAUAUAUAAAUUAAAUUAACUAUUUCGAUAUAGAUAGCAAAGAUGUUUUGAAGGUUUAGGUAUAUAUUGAGAAUGAAAAACUAUGUCAUAAUAUGUAAUAUUUGAAGUUAUACCAGUGAUAUGGGUGUAAAUAUAAAUAGUAAGUAGUUACGGUUGUUUGCUAUCUGAGUGACAUUUAAGCAAAAUGUUAUAUGAAUGUAUUAUGUUAGUUUUUAUUUUUAAAAUACUGUCAGAAAAAUAUUCAUCUGUCAUUUUACACUAAAUCACGUGUGAAAAUUAGGCUGUAAAUGUACAUUCUACUUGGUAGACUAGCCACAGUGUUUGCCUAGCAUUGUACAAGUAGUUUGAUUUCUUUUCCAGAGGGCUUUCUGUAAAAAGUUAGAACAAAAAUGACCGUUAUUCUUUAUUAAACUUUUAAAGCCCCAUGAUUAUAUCUAAUUAUAUAGGAUGAGUAUUUCUCUUAUAACACUAGGAGUUUCACAUUUGCUGCUGUUGAUGGUUAGUGUACAGAUGCAAAUUGAUUGCAUUUCCUAUAUUCAGAGAAUAUGUCUUUCAUUUGUUUGUACCUGAUGAUAAAACUGUAUAAUUAGAAGUUCAGUUGUGUUUAGGAUAUAUUUUACAAGUACCCAUGUAUCUAUUUGUUUCAACAUAAUUAUUUUGCAUAUAUAUACAUGUAUAUAUAUAUAUAUAUAUAUAUAUAUAUAUAUAUAUAUAUAUGUAUUUCAUAUUCAAGGUACAUAUUGGAAAUGUUUUAUAUUAUUUGUAGUAACUUUUACAUGUAAUACUAUUUAUUAAAAUAGUCAGUUAAAACUAAUUAUUUAGUGUAAUAUACAAAAUAUGUGCAUUAAUGGACAACUAGAUCUGAAGAUGCUGAAUAGUAUUAAAAACAUCAGUAUUGAUACUAGAUUUUACUGCAAAUCAUGAAAUUUAUGGCAGCAAGCUGUUAACGUGAAAACAUAAUUACUGGAUGCAUUAACACAAAGAAUUAAAUUAAGAAAACCAAACACACAGAACAAAAUGUUUGUUAAAAUGCAAGCAUUUUUUUAUAUGUCAAUUGAAAGUGAAUUUACAACACACAGAACAAAAUGUUUGUUAAAAUGCAAGCAUUUUUUUAUAUGUCAAUUGAAAGUGAAUUUACUGUGUCCAAGAAAAAUUUAACUUUAAAAAAGUGCAUUCUGGAGAAACUGUCCAAAAGUUGUUGUUGUUCACACAAAACAGAUGCAAUAUAUUCCCAAGUAGAUUCACUUCUGUGAUGCUCAAGUAAGAUGUAGAGGAAUUUACUACUAACCAAAUAUGGCUUUGUAUGCUACUAUGAGACUAUCAAAACAAGUCAUUAGCAAAUGUGGGUUUUUUCCUUCUACAUUUUGGUAUGAAUAAAACUACAGAAUGUACUGUUACUAUAUUGUUGAAACACAGUUAUACAUUUGCUAAACAGUAUUAUUGGCAUUGAUCAGCAUUACUAUUUUUUUUAUCUCUUUUUAUUAGCAUGUGAGUAAAGUAUUUUUUUUUUUAAAUGUCUCCAUUUUUGAGAAAUGUUUUUUCUUCUACACUUUGUUAAAACUACUAUUUUUGUAUUAGCUUUAAACAAAUGGUUAACUGUUGUAGGGAUGUUUGUUACCAAUCGCAUGAAAGUAGCCACAUUGAGUAAUUAACCUUAGUACCAUAGUAUUGGUCAUCUGUUGAGCAUUUAUAUUCAUUCUGAGACUUUAAAAUUAGUCUGCAAUAUUUAUGGUUUUGCGAGAAUUUAUAACAAAACUUGCCUUCUAAGAAUUUAGCAAUAUUUUGCCUAAAUAAAUAUGGCCCUUUUUGGAAGUGAAGACUUGUAAUUAGCAGGUAUGUGGCCUGUGGGCUGAUGUAAAUCACCACUGUUCCAGAACUUUUGAAAAUAACAACAUUUCAAAGGUAUGUUCUGAUAUAUAGUUAAUCAUCAUAUCUUGGAGGGGCGGGAUCUUGUUUAGUCAGUAACAUUUGACCGAGGUGCUUGCGUCAUAGGAUCGAACCAUCUCAGUGGACCCAUUCUCCCAUUGUUUCCCCCCGUCCCUUCAGUGCUCCAUGACUGCUAUAUCAAGGGAUGUGGUAUGUGCUGUUCUGUCUGUGGAAAAGUGCAUAUAAAAGAUCCCUUGUUGUUGGUUUUCUCCAAGAUUUAGACUGUGUCAAAAUUAUCAAAUGUUAUCAGAUGAUUAAUGAAUCAAUGUGCUCUAGUGUUGUUAAAAAAAACCCAUACUUUAACCGUUUCAUACCAUGGACUUCCGUCUAAUGCCUUUUCCAUUUUUGUGGCAGCUCAAGGUAGGUAUGGCUGUGAUAAAUGUUUGGAACAGCUGUAACAAGUAAGCAGCAAUGCUUAUGAAAUAAGAUUUGAGUAAGUUAACUGUAGUGCAUUAGUUCAUCAAGUAGAAUCAUUAAUGUAUUUUGCUAGUAGGUAUGAGUGCGUGGUGGUGCACCUUAAAUGUUACCCGUGUGUCAUGAACAAGAAUCAAUCAUUCUGUUACACUGUUUUAAUAAGACAAAGAUUUCAUUUUGGUUUCGAACUUUGCUGUGAUAGAAUUCAAACAGUAUUACUGUCAAACUUGCUUGGGUAUUGCAUUAUGUAAAUAUUUUAUGUAUCAGUAUUGCCUCUAUGCCUUAGGAAAUAGUGAUUGGUUAUUAUGAAAAGUGGAAUAUAUUGUAGUCAUUUACCAGUAUUAGAACUUGGCGUCAAGUACAAAUACAUUAAGACAUUUUGAGAAUGUUCAGUAGUAGAUUAGAGUACCGUGAGGAGCUGAUUGUAAUGUUUUUUUUUUUAAUAUACAUGUUGUGUGAAAUCUGUGAUAUUUGUUUUUAGUUGUACAAGAACCAAUGUAAUUCCACCAAAUUAGUUUAUUUAUAGUAUUUACCUGUAUUACAAAUAACUGGAUAAACACAAAACUGGGAUUUAAUUUUUUUUAUUAAAGAUAUUGAAUAAAUUUAAAUAUCUUUACAACGAUAAUAAAAUGUUAUAAUCUACAGUGGCACCAUGAAGAAAUUAUUGAAUUAAUAAAAAUAGCACUUUUUCUUCUGUCAGUACAUGUACACAUUUUUAAUUUUUUUUUUUUACAAAUUGAUGUACUAGUUAAUGAAAGUAUUAACCAAAAUAUUUGUUAGGUGAUUUUUAUAUAAUAUAUACAGAACACAUUUAAAUUUUAAUUAUUGUAUUUAUUAUAAUUCUACUUAGAAUUUGUUUUAUUAAACUUUCAGAAAUAAUUUUACAUGUACUUUGUUACUUUUUGUCUCACAAAUGCUGUUUGAAGUGCUUUUGACAAUAAACACAUUGUG